UUCUCCGUGCACGUGAGAUUAGGCUGCUCUUAGCUCUCUGUCCGGUGAACCCGAGGACACCGGCAAAGUGAGAGUCCCACACACUGCGGCAGGUGUUCGGGGAAGGAUGUCAGGGAUGAGUCCGUGGAGGAGAACCAGAAGCUAACGGCUGCUGGAUGUUUGAAGGUGUUUCUGGUCCUGCUGGAGGAACAGGUGUCAGCUGCUUUCUCCAUCCCGACUGGAUCCACGCGCGCUUUACUCUGGUCUGCUGGUGCUUUUUUUAAAGUUAUUAUUACCACUGAGCCAUGUUCUGGACACAGUGGCUCGUCCUGCUGCUUUGGUGGGGGGCUACCUGUGCGGAGCAGCAUGCCGAGGAAAGGGACGGCCAACGGGAUGGGGUCAGGUCGGACCCCCGCAGGCAGCGGUCCCCUCCGCCGGUGGAACCGCUGGACUUUGGGUUUGUUCCCGCAGCGGUUUAUGACACCCACGCAUACUACGAGCCGGGGACCAUAGGAAUCCUUUUUCACAUGGUCCACGCGUUUCUUUAUGUGGUUCAACCAAACUCUUUCCCUAAAGAUCUUAUUGUUAGAAUCAUACAGCAAAACAUGGGAGGAAUUAAAAUAGAAGAAUGGAGAAAGCCAGACAACGUUGUCCUGCUGCUACAGUGGAUCCACUAUGAGUCUGGAUUCUUAAUAUGCACGGUCUUUGGGAUCGUGUUUGUGAUCCUCACCCCCAUCGUUGCCACCUGUUUCUGCAUGUGUCGAUGCUGUGACAACUGUGGAGGUGAGAUGCAUCAGAGGCAGAGGAAAAACGCCGACUGCCACCGAGGGUUCUUCACCGCCUCGCUCAUUGCUACCACCAUCUUCAUAAUUCUGGGAGUACUUGUCGCCUAUGCAGCCAACCACAACAUCAGCUCUCAGAUCAAAAGCACUCGAAGACUCAUAAACACCAACAUGAGAGACCUGAAGACAUUCGCUAACAACACCCCAGCGCAAAUCGAUUACCUGACUGCCCAGUACACCACUGCAAAGAAUAAAGUCCUGUCAGACCUCGACAACAUUGGCCCUUUGCUGGGAGCCAGAAUCCACAGUCAUCUAGAGAAAGAGGUGGUUCCUGCGCUGGAUGCUGCCCUUCGGAUGGCAGGAGCGAAAGUUGAGAGUGCUAUUAAAGCUAUGCGGGAGACCAAGGAGGCCCUGGAAAACGUCAGCUCUGCAUUGGAGAUCCUUCAGGAAGGAAUGGGAAAGCUUCAGGCCAGUUUGACAGGGGAGCGCUCCUCUCUGUCCAACACCCUGUCUGACCCUGCCUGCACAAACGGAGCCGCGUCUCCCACCUGCAAUUCAAUCCGGUCUGCGCUGCCUCAGCUGGGAGUCAAUGCUGAAUUCUCCAGGCUCCCAGAUGUUAAUGAUGCCUUGGCUAACAUUAACACGGUACUGAAGGUAGAUCUCAGCAACAUUGUCCAAAAGGGUUAUGCCUCCUUUAAUGACACACCAGCGUUGGUAAAAGAGCAAACCAAAAACAUAGUCACAGCUCUGCCUCGAGUGAAAAACAUGCUGGAUAAGAUUGGAAAUGAGAUCACCGCAUUCUCUAAGAUGUUCCCAGUGGAAUCCUCUCUGGCUAAUUUCACCAUAUUUCUCAAUGAAAGACACAAGUAUCUCGAGUCGUUUUAUCCUCAGAUUGACCAAAUGGAUUUCUACAGGUGGAUCAUCUGCGUUGCUGUGCUCUGCACAGUCGUCCUUAUUUUGGCCUUUAAUGUGCUUGGUCUGCUCUGUGGCACCUGUGGCUACGAUAAGCAGGCUACCCCGACAACACGUGGCUGCCUGUCGAACACCGGAGGAAACCUGCUGAUGGCUGGCGUGGGCUUCUCAUUUAUCUUUGCCUGGGGACUGAUGGGCAUCGUUACAACCAUGUUUGUUGUUGGAGGCAACGUGGAGAAGCUGAUAUGUGAACCUCUGGCUAACCGACAGCUGUUCAAGAUCAUAGAUACACCUUUUCUGGUUCAUCCUGAAAAAAGGAAUUUCCUUCCUGGGAUGCUCUUCCAGAAUCCAAACAUCGACCUGACCCUGGGCAGCAUGUACAGGGAGUGCUAUGAGAACAAUGGGCUGUAUCACGCUCUGCAGCUGGAGAAUAUCUUCAACAUCAACACCUUCCUCAACAGGACAGUGUACAACAGAGAUCUGGCUAAAGUGUUUGAUGGAGUUCAAGUGGACCUGAAGGACAUCAUGCUACUGGACCAGGCCAGCAGAGAUAACCUCAUCAACUUUGCAAACUCAGGACUCGGAGAUAUCGACUAUCCAGCUUACCUGGCUGAGGUGAAUAAGGGGGUCACUCUUGUUGACCUGCUGUCUUUCUGCUCUGACCUGGAGGACCAGGCCGACCAGCUGCCACGUGGAGCUUUGGAGAACGCAUUGAAGGGACACGCUAGCAGCAUCAGAACGAUCCACAGGGAGCAGGUGGUUCCCCUGGAGCAAGCAAUGAGCACCCUCAGCCAGAGCAUCAAACUGCUGCAGAGGACAUCCAACGACCUGCCUAUGAAAGUCACAAACAUUCUGAGUGCCAUUGAUGCAGCGGAGUACCUCAUAACUCACAAUGCUUCACAUGUUGUUAAACAGGAGACCAAGGCCUUUGUGCAGAGCCUUGUGAGUUACUUCAAGCAGUACACUGAAUGGGUUAAAAACUCGCUAACAGCAGAGGUAGCCCAGUGUAAACCCAUCAGCAACAUGGUGGACAGCAUGGAGAUCGUGGCAUGCAGCUUCAUCAUCGACUCAGUGAACACAUUUUGGAUGGGUUUGGGAGCCUGCUGCAUCCUUCUGAUUCCCAGCAUUAUCUUUUCCAUCAAACUGGCCAAAUACUACAGACGGAUGGACACAGAGGACGUCUUUGAAGAUAGGGCUAAAACACAUAAUCACGAUAAACAGGUGUGUGAUCACAGAGGAAACGUCGCCCCGCUCAGCUCUCCCUAUAAUGAAACAUUGACUUGGUUCCCUCGGGCCUCAGCUCCACCAAGUGAAUGGUGACCUUCAGGAACGCUCUUCCUUAUUAGAGGUAUUUACAACCUGUGAAAACCUCCAUCUAAUGGUCACCUAACUUCACUAACCGCCCAUCGGCCACUCAGCAUCAAACCGUCUUCAGUUUGGUAUCAUUCUCCUGAUGAGAAACAUCACCUUUUUUAUUUUUAAUACCUACUCUCACCUUCUUGAUCUGUUGUCUUUUCUUAAAGAUUGCAGUGAAAAGAUAAAUAAAAACUGGUCCAUCUGACUCGCAUACAUCAACACCGCUCCAUGAUGCAACAUCAGUUAAAUCUCAGAGAGUAAUGUGCCAAUUUCUUCCAAGCAGCCAGAUAUAAGUAAUGACCUUAUUAAGUAGAUAAGUCAGAGAAAAUUAGGCAUCUUUCAUUUAUUUAAAAUUAGUAAAGUUGACAAUUGGAUGCAUUUUAAAGUCACCUCUCCUAAAUAUUUCAUGCUUGUUAAACCAGCCUAUCUUUAGUAUUUGUUUAGGAUUUUACUAAAGAAUUAGACACAACAAGCCUUUAAAAGUGGUUCCUUGAUAAUUUGCCUUUUUGCGUCCCUCAAAGUUUAGAUGAUAAAAACAAAAACUUAAAAAAUGUCCAGCCUGAAAAAGGUGGAAAAAGCGAAUCUUUAAAUAAGUUUAUUAAGCAGGGAGCACACCCCACAUGAGGAAAUAAUGGUUUGUUUAAGAAAUGCAGUAACACCGGUGGUUGGUCAAUCCUUACAACAUCCCUACAAUAAGGUUCACUGAAGCGUUGACGAUAUUCAUACCAAUUGCUUCCCUUGGGUGCAAUUAUGACUUUGAAUCAGAGACUUUCUCUUACCAAGCCUGCUAAGUGGGAAAGAUAAGAAAACAUUCUAUUGAAAGCAGAUAUAGCUGAUCCCCAUAUAUGAGGAAAGGGCUAAAAAAGAAAAUGACUGCUUGCAUAAUGGCUGUAUUUAGACUCAGAACAAUGAUGGAAUGUUUAAACCAACUAGAACUGAACAAGCGUGGCUGGAAUGUUUAUUUCGUCACCACACACAGGAAGCAGAAUAGAAAUGAACUGAAAAAAACUCUUUGUGCAGCCAAAAGUGACUCCUCAGGAAAAACAAUACUUUUUAAAAAAGGUUUAUUUUAAAGGUUUACAGAUUACCAAAUGAAAGAUACAUAUAAGAAUCAACAAGAGGUUCUAUCAAACUGAAAUAAAUAAUGAUGUAUAGUGAUGAUUAAAUUAAAAUAAACAAUGAUUUAGUAAAAAAAACUAAUGAAUGAAGAUGAAAAGUAGCAGACAGAGAGAGUAGGAGAAUUCAAAAAUGAGGAAACAAGCUUGGAGUCUUGGUAUUUAUUCUGAUCAGAAAACACCUAAAAGAGCUUGUCAGCCUCGUAAAACAAUGAAGGAAAUCAUUUUUGGCCUCAUUCUGAGCACUAACAAAAAAGAGGUUUCCAGCCAAUGUUAAAAAAGUUAAAAUUUGAGGUGUUUUUGCACAAUGCACCGUGUUUGAUUUGAUGUCUUC
Cyprinodon variegatus (sheepshead minnow) is the source of this 4478-nucleotide messenger RNA. It is a transcript of the gene prom1b, whose product is annotated as prominin 1. Gene Ontology annotation, cellular component: microvillus; apical plasma membrane; prominosome. The record is from RefSeq and is a predicted model, not a curated record. NCBI's taxonomy places the organism in Eukaryota, Metazoa, Chordata, Actinopteri, Cyprinodontiformes, Cyprinodontidae. Gene Ontology annotation, molecular function: cholesterol binding. Bases 285 to 2993 code for a protein of 902 amino acids. The transcript is spliced from 27 exons.